Stylonychia lemnae is the source of this 585-nucleotide messenger RNA. NCBI's taxonomy places the organism in Eukaryota, Ciliophora, Spirotrichea, Sporadotrichida, Oxytrichidae. The record is from the annotation of a GenBank genome assembly.
AUGAGCAAUCUAGAUAUUAAUAGAACUCAGGAUUAACCUGGAACCACAUAAAUUACUGCCAAGAGUUUCCUCUAGUAGAAUGUAUUCCCUAAAUUAGAGCAAUCUAUAGAGUUACUACUUGAAACAAUUUAAAGAAAUGGGGAAUUUGAUAAGUAUGUGGAGAAACUUGCUGAAAAGUAGGAUGCACUUCAAAAGGAGAUGAGGAGAAGAGAAAGAGACAGGAAAAAGCUUGAAAUGGGGGAAGAAUAUGAGUCUAGUGAGCAAUCUAGAUUUGAUAAUAGUGAUGACAGUAGCGGAUUUAACAGUAGUGAUGAUUCAGAUUAUGAUAGUGAGGGAGUAAGUGAGGAGUACGAUCCUGAUGAAUAGGACUCAGAAAAUCAGUCUGAAAUGAAUAUAGAUUCUAGUCCAAGUCCGAGUCCCAAAAAAAAGCGAAGAAGAAAUAGAGAAAGAGAAUCUACAAUAUAUGAAAUUGAAGAAUAGUUCAACGCUUUAAGAUUCUUAGGACUCACCCUAAAGGAGCUUAAUGAGGGAAAGCAAACCAGAUUUAACACUAAUUAGACUAACAUGCAAAGUUCUGUUAAUUGA